AUGGUCUUAAGUAUACCAAGAGUUUUGUUGAAGCCCUCUAUCGCAGAAAGCGAAUUUGAUGGAAUUCUACUUGAUGAUGAGACAAGAUCUAAACGUCAAACACAAUUCUUCGAUCUAUUACAUGAGGCCAUAGAAAAAUAUGCAAAUUGUGCCAAUGAACACCUGGCCCCCCUCAGAGCCUUGGCCAAUUAUAAACAAUAUGAAACGUUUGUUUAUCCUGAGGAAUAUUCCCAACCAGCUCAAACAAUUGUGGGUGAUUCUGUCAAACAGCAAAACAAACCAAAUUUAAAGUGUACAAAAGUGAAUUUGUGUUCUAUAGAAAAGCAACAUUCACACACAGCUCCCAGGUAUAAUACAAAUUCUCCACCAGUAUUGAGGAAAUCUCGGGACCCCAAGUCUCCGAAUUCCCAAGAAAGUCGUAGAAAUUUUCCCUAUAAUUCAAAUAAUUAUGUUAGAUUACCCAUAUAUGGCAGUAACCAAGUUGGCUUAAAAAAUAUGCCACCUAUUUAUAAUCCACGAUAUUCUUAUGUGCCCGGUAAAAAGAAUUUCACAUCUUUAGCCUUAAAUCGCUCAUUUUUUGACAAAUUAUUAUAUAGACCAAUUCCAGCAAACAGGAAGCAAAUUGUUAUAACACCUACACAAAACACAAGAACUGAAGCUAAUUUAGGCAGUGAAAAUACAACACCUGUCAAUGGAAUUAAGAGCUGUACUUGUUCGAAAGUUACCACAGAAAAACCACCAACCACCUUAGGAGUCCAAAAAUCAGCGAGUUUGAAGUCAGAUAACAAAAAUAAAACUGGAAAUAAAGAGGAAAUUAAACAAAUAUCUACUACAACAGAAUCAGGACUUAUUUUAGGCAGCAAACUAAACAUUUCAACAUCAACUGGAAAACCUAAAAGCUGUUCUUGUUUAAAAAAUACCACCCCAAAACCUCAAAAUGAGGCCAAUUUCAAUAUAAAAAAUACUUCAACAGAAUCUGAACCUCUCUUAGGAAGUACACGCGACAAUAUCACUUCUACAUCCUAUAGCAAAAUACAAACCCAUACUUCUCCUAAAGUUAUCACAGAUAAAGCAGUAGCCUUAGCAGCAAACGAGCCACAGUCGAAUCAGAAUUUAAAUUUAUUAUUCUUGCAAUUGGACAUUAUGGCACACAAUGAGAGUAAAGAGGAUCUUAAGGAAAUUUUGAAAAAGUUGAGUGCUUUGAAAUCAGCCUUAAAAAUUACAGAACAUAUAACUGAGAAAACGGAAUUAAGAACUGAAACUUUUUCCACUAGCACCGCUACUCCUAUAAGUACGAUCAGUACCACUACAUUAAAAACAACAACGACGACUUCACCUACAAGUGCGAUAAGUUCCACAACUUUAACUACAACAACUACAACUGAAGGGAAAGAAUCAAACCAGGUUGCGGCCGAAAAAAUAGCUAUUGUCUCAACAACUUCUAAAGAACAAAAAAUGCCUCUGGUUGCUGCUAAAGAACCAGAAAUUGUGGCAACAAUUUCCACAAUUGCAACUAAAAACGAGAAUACAAAUAUUACAAAGGCUUUUAAUGAUACAGAAAAUAUGAAACUCCACAAAUCCAAUCAAUUAAAUAAUACAAAUAUGGAGCAAUCCCAAACUAUUUUAAAAACAGAUAAUUCGAAUACCCUACCCACCAGAAAUAUAUUAAAUACUACCACCAUUAUACACACCUCGAGCCACUCAGGAAAUAACACUUCCCAACUGCUAACAGCACUAAAAGAUUUAUCUUUAAAACUAAAUCUAAAUAAAUCUGAAGACAUUACGAAGGUAAGCAGUUCUCAACCAUUACAAUUGAACAUUACCACAUCCAAAGAUUUAUCACGCAUAACAAAUGAAAUUAAUUCAUUAGUAUCCUCAAUGGCUAAUAAAUCAAAACAGGGAAAUUCUGAACAACAUCAUUCAAAAUCUGAUUUAUCACGCAUAAAAAAUGAAAUGAAUUCAUUAGCAGCCUCGAUGGCUAAUAAAACCAAUCAGGGAAAUUCUCAACAAGAUCACACAAAAUCAGAGAAUGGCAAAGCAAUGGAUAUAAUGAUUAUAAGGAAAACUAUUUCAACAAAAAACAAUAAAACUUUAAGCAGCAGUCAUGGUAAUAUUACGCUACCCGACAUUCAUUUCCAGGGCUUGACCUCGAAAGAUCAAUUAAAAAAUCUUAAUCAGCUUGUAGCGAAUUUGAAUGAUAGUUUAGUUUCAAAUCCUUUACACCACAAUAAUAAUGAUUCUUCGAUAAAUUCCACAAUUACCAUAUCAAUCUCUAGUAAUGGCAGUUUUAAGAAAAUCCAAGUUGAGCAGCAGUCGCCUAGUGAUAAAAAUUUGGAAAUUAACGAAAAGGAGAAUAUGAAUCUGGAACCUUAUGCUGAACCAAUUUUAUCCGAAAUAUAUCCACUGAAAAGGAAAUUAAAAACAAAGCCGCCUCUAAGUAUUUAUUGGCAUAGAAUUGAAGAAAAACCUUUAAAGUUAAAGGAAAUUCCUAGUAAGAAUUGGAAAGCUGAUCAAUCAGAUGAUUAUGAUGAUGAAGAUGACGAAACUGACAGUGGGAAUGAGGAGAAUUUGUCAACAUUAUUAAAGGAAUGUUCUGAUUACGAAGAUUUAACUGAAUCCGAAGAAACUCAGAGUGAAGAGGACAACCAUAAACCACGAUUUCGAGACAUAUGCAAGCAUAUUACGUAUCUUACAUGA
Messenger RNA from Calliphora vicina (urban bluebottle blowfly), 2697 nucleotides. Its product is annotated as serine-rich adhesin for platelets-like. The transcript is spliced from 3 exons. Lineage: Eukaryota; Metazoa; Arthropoda; Insecta; Diptera; Calliphoridae. The record is from RefSeq and is a predicted model, not a curated record. Bases 1 to 2697 code for a protein of 898 amino acids.